Messenger RNA from Gossypium raimondii (Peruvian cotton), 4454 nucleotides. RefSeq names its product formin-like protein 14. Lineage: Eukaryota; Viridiplantae; Streptophyta; Magnoliopsida; Malvales; Malvaceae. The record is from RefSeq and is a predicted model, not a curated record. Bases 162 to 3977 code for a protein of 1271 amino acids. The transcript has 18 exons.
GGCCGUUAAAUUAAUAAGAAAAAAAGAAGAAACCCAAAUAUUUGAAGUUCAAAAUGGAAGAACGCUUUGUAAGAUUUGAAAAUUAAAAACCAGUAGAACCAUAGAGUUGGAGCCUGUUUUCACCAAUCUUAAAAGUUUAUGCAUUUCUUUUAAUCACAGAGAUGACACUUCUUAGUAGGUUUUUUUAUAGAAGACCCCCGGAUGGGUUGCUUGAAUUUGUUGAGAGAGUAUACGUUUUCGAUUCCUGCUUCUCCACUGAAGUCUUGCCUGAUGGUAUGUACCAAGUAUACCUACACGAAAUUGUGACCGAGUUACAUGAAGAGUUCCCGGAGUCAUCAUUUCUGGCUUUCAAUUUUCGUGAAGGUGAAAAACCAAGUGAUUUCGCGGAAAUUUUAUGUCAAUAUGAUGUUACUGUAUUGGACUAUCCACGGCAAUAUGAGGGUUGUCCCCUGCUCCCAUUGUCUCUAAUUCAGCAUUUUCUUCGUGUUUGUGAAAGUUGGCUUUCACUUGGGAAUCAUCAAAAUGUCGUUCUUCUACAUUGUGAAAGAGGGGGGUGGCCACUUUUGGCAUUUCUGCUAGCUAGUUUCUUGAUUUUUAAAAAACUGCACAGUGGAGAGCGCAAGACCCUUGAAAUUGUUCAUCGAGAGGCUCCCAAGGGUUUCUUGCAGCUCCUUUCACCUUUAAAUCCCUUCCCUUCUCAGCUUCGCUACCUUCAGUACGUAGCUCGAAGGAAUAUAGCUCCUGAAUGGCCUCCUCCUGAGCGUGCUCUUUCUUUAGAUUGUAUCAUUCUUCGAGCCAUUCCGAGCUUUGAUGCCCAAAAUGGAUGUAGGCCAAUUAUUCGCAUUUUUGGUAGGAACCUACAUAACAGAGAUGGCCUGUCCACGCAGAUGCUGUUCUCCAUGUCCAAGAAAAGGAAGAUGCUUCGACAUUAUCGUCAGGCAGACUGUGAUGUGAUUAAAAUUGACAUCCAGUGUUCAGUGCAAGGAGAUGUUGUAUUGGAGUGUGUCCAUUUGGAUUUGGAUCCUGAAAGGGAAGUUAUGAUGUUUCGUGUAAUGUUCAACACUGCAUUUAUUCGAUCCAACAUAUUGAUGCUGAACUCUGAGAACUUGGACAUUCUUUGGGACUCAAAGGAGCGGUUUCCAAAAGGAUUCCGAGCAGAGGUUUUGUUUGGGAAGGUUGAAAAUUCCACCCCACCUAAGGCUCCUAUAACAGUUUUGAAUGGUGAGGAGAAAGGGGGAUUACCUAUUGAAGCUUUUUCUCGUGUUCAAGAACUCUUUAGUGGUGUUGAGUGGGUUGAUAACAGUGACGAUGCUGCUUUGUGGCUACUUAAACAACUUUCUGUCUUGAGUGAUGUAAAAGAAUUGUCCAGAUUGCAGAACAAAGGAAAUUUAUACGCAUCUCCUGUUGAUUCUGAGGAGGAAAACAAUGCAUCUAGCACUGCUGAUAGUUCAGAUGAAGCAUUUGACGUGAUCAAUAAGCCUUUGGGGGAUCCAGCAAGGUUUCUGCCACCAGACGUUGAUAAAGUUCCCUUACAUUCAGAAAGUGAUAGUUUACAAGAUUUAGAUCAUGCAUCAGUUGAAGCUGUUCAGGUAGUGUCAUGUUCUGGAAUGCCAUCUCAUUCAUCUCCGCUGGAAUCUUCAGCACCUCUUGUACCCACACCACCAGCACCACCUCCGGUACCUAGUAAAAGUCUUUCUUCAGGAUUUGCACCUCCUGGACCACCACCACCACCGCCACCACCACCACCUCCUCCUCCUCCUCUACAUCUACCUUCAUCUGUUAACAUCAUUACAUCGAAGCCAUCUGCACCCCCACCUCCACCUCCACCCCCACCCCCUCCUCUUCCUGGUUUGUCCGAAAGGAAUCCUGCAAUAUCUUUGCCUGCCACUACCAAAAGAGGUCCUCCACCACCUGCACCACCUCCACCUCUUAGUUUUUCUGGUAGAGCGUUUUCAACAUCACCUGAAUCUACAAACAAUGGUCCACCUCCUCCUCCUCCUCCCCCACCCCCUUUCAACUCCUCUCAAUCGCCAUCUCCACCCCUGCCUCCACCCCUACCCCCACCCUUGCAUCCACCAUCCUUCAGCAGCAAAUCUAAAAUGCAAGAGCCAAACCAACCGCCACCACCUCCGCCACCACCUCCAAUGGUUGUCUCUACUGCUAGUUCCUCUCACAAGGGAUCUGCCCUAUCUGUCCAAUGCCAUAAUACUAUUGUCCCUCCCCCGCCUCCACCUCCGCCAAUUGCAGGACUUGCAAGGCCAGGUUCUAUUCCUCCUCCACCCCCUCCACCAAAAGCUCCUCCAGCGCCCCCUCCACCCCCUCUACCAAAAGCUCCUCCAGCGCCCCCUCCACCCCCUCCUCCAAAAGCUCCUCCACCCCCUCCACCAAAAGCCCCUCCAGCGCCCCCUCCACCCCCUCCACCGAAAGCUCCUACUGCACCCCCUCCUCCACCUCCACCGAAAGGUUCUGCGGUGCCCCCUCCACCCCCUCCACUGAAAGGUCAUGCUGUGCCCCCUCCACCUCCUCCACCGAAAGGUCCUGCUGUGCCUCCUCCACCACCAGGUGCACGGCUGCCAGGUGCAAAGGUGUCCAGUGUGCCACCACCACCACCUGCAUCAAGUGGUAGGGGAAAAGCUUUGGGACAGACUGGUCAUGGAAGAGGCCGCGGCAUUGGCGUGAGUAACACCCCUAAGAAAAACUCGUUGAAGCCGUUACAUUGGGUCAAAGUCACUCGAGCAAUGCAAGGGAGUUUAUGGGCUGAUUCUCAAAAGCAGGAUAAUCAAUCAAGGGCCCCUGAAAUUGAUAUGUCUGAACUUGAAAGUUUAUUCUCAGCUGCCUCUGCUUCAGAUGGCAGUAGUGCUAAACUUGGAGGCCGACGAGGUUCUAACAUCAAUAAACCUGAGAAAGUGCAAUUAGUUGAGUUGCGCAGAGCAUAUAAUUGUGAAAUAAUGCUCACAAAAAUAAAAAUCCCUCUGCCCGAUAUGAUUAAUGCUGUACUAGCAUUGGAUUCUUCAGCUCUUGAUAUUGAUCAGGUGGAGAAUCUGAUUAAAUUUUGUCCCACUAAGGAAGAUAUGGAACUGCUAAAGAAUUAUACAGGUGACAAGGCAAUGCUUGGAAAGUGUGAACAGUUUUUCCUAGAGUUGAUGAAGGUUCCACGAGUAGAAUCAAAAUUGCGAGUAUUUGCAUUUAGAAUCACCUUUUCUUCUCAGGUGGAUGACUUAAGGUCUAACCUGAGCAUUAUUAAUAAUGCGACCAGAGAGGUAAAAGAAUCUGCAAAAUUGCGUCAGAUAAUGCAGACAAUUCUCACAUUGGGAAAUGCUUUGAAUCAAGGCACUGCACGAGGAUCUGCGGUGGGAUUCAAAUUGGAUAGCCUCCUUAAAUUAUCUGAUACGCGUGCAAGAAACAACAAAAUGACUUUAAUGCAUUAUCUAUGCAAGCUUCUAUCGGAGAAAAUGCCAGAGUUGCUGGAUUUUGAUAAAGAUCUUGUUCAUUUAGAAGCUGCUUCUAAGAUUCAAUUGAAAAAUCUUGCUGAAGAAAUGCAAGCUGUGAGUAAGGGUCUUGAAAAGGUUGAGCAAGAACUCACCGCUUCAGAUAAUGAUGGUGAUAUCUCUUUGGGCUUUCAGAAGGUGUUGAAGAAUUUCCUUGAUACGGCUGAAGCUGAAGUGAGGUCACUUAUCUCCUUGUAUUCUGAAGUGGGAAGAAGUGCGGAUUCAUUAUCCCAAUACUUCGGAGAGGAUCCUGCACGAUGUCCUUUUGAACAAGUGACUCAGAUAUUGGUUGUUUUCGUUAAGAUGUUUAAAAAGUCGCGAGAGGAGAACGAGAAGCUGGCUGAUGCCGAGAAAAAGAAAUUGGAGAAGGAAGCCAUCAAAGAACGAGCAGCGGCAAAUGUAACUGUAAAGAAGGAUGGGACCGAUACGAAUGAGCCGAAUCUUACUUCUCAUAUCCUGAAUUCUCACAUUCUGAAACACGCUCCGUAAUAGUAAUGAAGCUUUUGCAAUCAAGCAACAAUGGAAGCUGCAUAUUUGACUUGCAGCUGACAAGAAAACAGUUGAAAGCUUUAAUACCACAUUCAGUAAAUAAGCUUCUGGAUAUUUUGGUGGGUAGAGAUGGGCGGGCAUGUGGGUCGGGGUCAUGCUUGAAUAGAAAAAAAAUUUAUUUGCCCAACUUGACCAGCCAAAAAUCCUGUUUUACAAUUUCAAAUGUAUUAAAUAAUUUUUUAAUAUUAAUAUUUGAAGCGCUUAGAGCUUUUUUGUAAUUGAGGCAAGUGUUUUUGCAUCAAAAGCUGUUUUGAAAAUGCAAAAACUCUCUUAGUUUCAAGUUUGUAAAAGAUUAAAAUCUUAGGGUUUUGUCAAUUUCUCUUGAGAUCAGACUGUAAAUUUGCUUUCCCACGAAAAGCAUAUUGUAAAAAAUUCAAAAUUCACACAUGGUGGAAGUACAAAAGAUUUAAUGUUUCA